GAAAAAAAAAGUUUCUUUAGGUUGUUUGUGGUGUUUAGGAGGACAGCUGAUCACUCCUCACAACUCAGACCAAAUUUCCCAUUCAAGUUUUUUCUCUCCCCUUACCAUGUGAUAAACAAUCAGGAAAUGGCCUGCAGUGCUGAUGGCUUACCCACAAGUGAGGCCCUCAGUCUCUUGCAUGAGGACAUCUCCAUCGCUUUGGAUGAAUAUCAGAAGACAGAAGCUGAAAAGAACAAAGGUUUUGGACCAAAGAGUGUUCUGUAUGAAGCCUUCCACCACAAGAGUAGUCUCUCUGUGUUUCAUUGGACAUCAGUGAUAGCGUUGAUCGUUGAAGGCAUCGUGCUGCUGGUGGCCUUCGCUGCAUGUAAUGACCCCAGGUACCAGCAUCUUCCUGCCGAGUCCUUCUUCAUUUUCUUAGCAGUAAUUCUUAACGUGUACUUGGUGUGGUGGGACACUCAGCUGAGGCACAAAGAGGUCCCAAGACUCACACACAACGUCUUAAAGGAUCUUAAAGAAUACCACGGCAAUGUGUUGUGGUCUGCCGAGAACUAUCCUCACCUCCACUCCCCCCUCUCCCCCUGCAUCACCCUCCAGUGGACUCGUCGCGAUGGUAACACAGUCAACCUCCCUUGGUCUCUCCUGGUGCGUGGGGAUAUUAUACUCAUGAAACCUGGACAGAAAGUUCCUGCUAGAUGUAGGCCCAUGCAG
Molecule: messenger RNA, 708 nt
Organism: Homarus americanus (American lobster)
Lineage: Eukaryota; Metazoa; Arthropoda; Malacostraca; Decapoda; Nephropidae
Product: transmembrane protein 94-like
Source: RefSeq, a predicted model, not a curated record